Malus domestica (apple) is the source of this 575-nucleotide messenger RNA. Its product is annotated as heavy metal-associated isoprenylated plant protein 28-like. Gene Ontology annotation, molecular function: metal ion binding. The record is from RefSeq and is a predicted model, not a curated record. Lineage: Eukaryota; Viridiplantae; Streptophyta; Magnoliopsida; Rosales; Rosaceae.
CAUAGUACGGUCAAUAUAAUCAUACACACACACACACACAUACAGUUUAUAGAGAUUUGUUCAAGCAUUUGAAAGAGCAAAAUGACGACGACGAUAGAGAUUAGUGUUCACAUCGAUUGCCCGGGGUGUGAGAGCAAGGUUAGAAAUGCACUGCAAAAGCUAAAAGGUGUGGACAACGUUGACAUAGACAUGGCCAUGCAAAAGGUGACGAUCACUGGAUGGGCUGACCAGAAGAAGGUUCUGAGGAUAGUCCGGAAGACUGGUCGGAGGGCUGAGCUGUGGCAGCAACCCCCUUUUGAUUCAGAAUACAACUUCGAUACAGACCAAUAUUACAGUCAACAACAAUGUAAUGGCUCUGCACCUCAGCCUUCCUCAUCUUACAACUACUACAAGCAUGGUUACGACGGUCCUUCGAAUUAUCAUGCUUAUUAUUCUCAGAAUUCUGCAAAUUCCAGUUCUUAUGGAUAUCAAACCACUGCGGCCUUUAGCGAUGAGAACCCUCAUGCUUGUUCUAUGAUGUGAAAUAAACUUCCUUUUUUCAUAUAAUGGAAACAAUUACCUUUUGGAUAUCUGAC